Aureobasidium pullulans EXF-150 is the source of this 3144-nucleotide messenger RNA. RefSeq lists its product as uncharacterized. The record is from RefSeq and is a predicted model, not a curated record. The transcript has 3 exons. Bases 249 to 2831 code for a protein of 860 amino acids. NCBI's taxonomy places the organism in Eukaryota, Fungi, Ascomycota, Dothideomycetes, Dothideales, Saccotheciaceae.
CUCCUUUUUCAGCCGCAGGAUCAUACCCUAGGCCGUCACUACUCUACGGCCACUCUUCAUUAUCACAAGCAUUCCGACGUCAUUCGUGUUGGUCAACUGGUCUUGAUAAUUAACAUCUCUCACGUUGACCUCCAGAAUUUUCCACAACUGCGCCGUGUCUCGCGUUACAUCUCCUCACCAGCCGCGUCCAUUUUCAGCCGCGCAGCCGCACUUCAUACCAAGAGCAGCAUUGACCGCCGACGUGAGUCAUGGCGGCAGCGAAGAGAGCUUACGAUGUUAUCUCCAUCAACUCAGAUUCCAGUGAAGACGAAACGAUCAUGUUUGAACGACCUCUCAAGAUGGCGCGCCGGAACAAAACACAUCGUGGCCUCAACUACUUCAAGGAUGACGAUGAUCUUCAGCAGCAUAACAUGGAUGACCUGAUGCGCGCGGGACCCUCGGUCAGAAACGUGCGCAAUUCCUCUCCGAAACAUGCUCAAGGACACUCGGCGACUUCUCCCCAGACCGUCGACAGCAGCGAACAUGACUUUGAUCCUUCGUUCCCCUUCGACUAUGAAGACUUCCCCAACGCUCACGAUGAUGAGAUACCCGACCCUCUGGACGGAAUCAUCAUGCUCCACGAUCUCAGUCCCAGUCCUGCGCCGGACUUCGUCCCCGAACCGACCACGCUGGACCAAAUCAUGGAGAUCGUCCCUGAUGUCUGUCGCACCUACGCAUUCGAGCUACUUGUUGGACAAGACGAUAAUGUUGAGCGAGUCAUCGAGCAACUGUUCGACAAGCCAUAUCCCAAGGCGAGCGAAGUCCGUGCUGGACUGGAGGCCGAGAGACAAGCCGAGUUGCGUGCCCAGAAGGUGGCCGAAGAGGCAGAGAAGGCCAACCUCCUCAACCCGCAGUACAUAUUCUCUGGCAAGAUGAAGGAUGUCAUCAUCGAAGUCCUCAAGGAUGAGUUCAACACAAUCCCCAUCAAGUACAUCAGAGAAACCCAGAAGGAGAAGAAGCACCUCUAUGCAACCUACCUCGCCCUCAACGAAGCAAAGCACGCAGACUUACGUCCUUAUGGCAAGACACCCUGGAGACCUCUCAGAGAUGUCAACUUCCAAGUCUUCCAAGGCACCAAGGAUCAGAAAGCCAACAUUCCUGUCCUGAUGGAGCAAUUUAAUGCUGCCAGGAGAGCUGCUGCCGAAUGGAACAUCCAACGUCGCAAGAGCAUUGCGCAAAAGAAAUUGGAAGAAGAAACGGCUGCCCUCAAGGCCCAAUCCGAGGAGAAGAAUCUGGAGCUGGCCAAGGCCUCCGGCAAGCUUGCUGAGUGUGCUGCCUGCUUUGAUGAAUACCCUCUCAACAGAGUCGUCCGAUGCAACUCGGCAGAUGCACACUUCGUCUGUUUUGAUUGUAUGAAGACAUACUUGGAGUCCGAGACUGGACAAUCCAGCUUCAAGCUUGCGUGUCCAGGUGGUUGCGGAAACACUUUCGGCGAAUUUCAAUUGCGUCUUGUUCCCGAAACUCACCCACAGGUCGAUGAGCUCAUGCGCCUUCGACAAGAGCAUGACAUCCGUACGGCAGGCAUCGAAGAUGUCGAAGGUUGCCCAUUCUGUGACUUCAAAACCGUCUGUCUUCCCAUCGAGGUCGACUUUGAGUUCCAUUGUCAGAACGAAGACUGCAGCAUCACCAGCUGCCGCAAGUGCAAGGAAAAGACUCACAUCCCCGAAUCUUGCGAAGAGUUCCAGCGAAAACGUUCCAAGGAUGCAGCUCUCGGUCAUCGACACAAGAUUGAGGAAGCCAGAAGUAAAGCUCUCAUUCGCAAUUGCAACUCAUGCAAGAGAGCUUUCAUCAAAAGCGAGGGAUGCAACAAGAUGACUUGCCCUACCUGCAACAACAUCCAGUGUUAUCUCUGCGGUGCGAAUGUGACUGCUAACUACUCCCACUUCCAACCACCCAACCCUUGCCCUACCUUUGAUGAGAAGCUCACCAUCGAAGCCAGACAUGAUCAAGAGGUCAAAGCAGCUGCUGAAGCUGCAGAGGCCGAAGUUUUGCGUGAUCAUCCUGAGCUCAACAAGGAGCACCUUCACAUCAAGUUUUCGGACAGCGUCACCGAAGCAGAGAAGCGCGUCCUGGCGCCACCAAUGCCACCCCCGAGACAAGGAGCUCAUAUUCCCAAUCUUCUGGAUGGUGUGCUCUUACGCGGACAGCAAGCUCAGGACCGCCGUCGCGCUCAACGCGUUGAUCAACCACACAGACCUAGAAAUAUUCUGAAUAGAUUCCAGGGCCUCGGAGCAGCUGUGUUCGGUCAGCCUCGGGCCCCUGGUCCUGUGGUCGAUCAUCUCAACCCGAUCAGACAGGAGCCUCAAGCCAAUGUCGGAGCUCACGACCAUUACGCUCCAGACAUGGCUCUUCACAUGAAUGACAACAAUCACAUGCAACCAAGACCUGCAUUUGAUCGCUACUUUGGAGGAAACCAAGCUGCUCCAGGUGAUCUUGACUUUGCCAACUUCGCUGCUCAGGCAGGUGCGGAGAUGCCCGGAGUCGGCAAUGACUUUGGCUUCGAAGUCGACUUCAACCAUAAUUGGGAAGGGUUGCAGGCCUUUCCCGCCAUGCCAGGCAUGCCAGCAAUGCCAGUAGUGCCGCCUAUCCCGGUCAGACCUGCGGCUCAUAACCCGGGCAUGAACCUGGCAAGAGAUGUGGUUCAAAAUCAAAUCGACCACCAAUACGGCAAUGGCAAUCUGCUCAACAUGCUAGGUCGCCCGCGACAAGGCAAUGCCGCUCAAGUUCCUGCCCAGGCUCCCAUUGAGAACAACAACCCCGGUCAGGACAAUGGGUAUGGCUUUGGCUGGUGAAGCAGUUCUUUGAUACCCAACGCCUCUGCCAGACCAUCACCCGACAGUACUAUACUUUUGCUGCAACAGCUCGUAAUCGCCAUUCUGCUCGUGGACCAACAAAUCAUUGAAUUCCCCCUUUUGGACCAUUUCUCUUCUUCCUCUGGUAGAGGCCUUUUUUCCUUCUACUCUUGUUAAUCAUAUUGCAUUUCCGGACGGUCUUCCAAGUUUUCUUUACAUUAGCAUGGCGAAAGGGCAGGCGCAAAGAUUCGAUAUUACAAUUUUCGGGUUUCACUACUACAAAUGGGUGGGUUUUGCUUUGCACUUGCUGCCU